UCAUAAUGCAAAAUGGCGGCCAAACCAAACCAAAGUGAACUUGAAGCUGUUAGUGACAUUAUACAGUCUCUACAGCAACAAGCCAACACGUUUUUUAAAGGAAUGCAGAUGUCUUCAGGAAGUUAUUUUUCAAUUGACGAUGCUAGAGCAAAUCUUAACAGCUUAUCCAACAUGACUGACACCCUCCAAGAAAAGCUUAAGUCUUCUGGUAUGCACGCGAUUCCCUUAGAUUCUGAGAUGCUGCAGCUUGAUUGCCAAGCUACAGUAAGGAAAGGAAACGAAGAUUCUGAAGCUGGGAAACUAACGAUGCAAAGAGUACAGAUGAACUGUUCUGCUGUCAACAAGACAAUGUCAUCUCUAAAAAAAUAACUGGAAUGCAUCUGUGUUACUAGUACUUGGUGCUCAAGCAUACACUUACAAGAUUGUACAUGUGUUCACUGGGUGUAACAUCUUGGCAAGCAUGGAUUCUGCAUCAUCCAUACCAAAAGAAGAUUUAAAAUAAAAGAGUUAUCUGAUAUCACACGAAAAACUGACAGAAAAGAYAACAAUGAAAGCAGCAGUUGACAUUUAAGCUAUUGGCAUAUUUCGAGAUGUAGUUUUUAUUCUUAUAGAAGAUUCAUAACAAGGACAAGUUUAAGCUAAUUAUUAUCACCCCUAAAAUUUAUGUCAAACCACUUGCUAACUGAUUAAAGAUGAUCAAUGAGCUUGGAGAGUGAAGUGAGCAAUUAUUAGAGCAAGAAUAGKGGUACUAAAAGUAGCUUGUGUUCUUCAGUAGUUUUCAGUUUUUGCUGUUGUGGUUGGGAGGGGAGGGGACGGGGAAAAUGAACAAUGCUCGCAACAACCACAGACCACUAGGCAAUGUAAAAGGUUACUUUGAGAAUUAUCUUUGAGGAAUUCCCUGGUAGAAAGGGGUUCUAAGAUCUCAAAAAGCACCCCCUAGAUCAACCCUAAGAUUUGGUCACUAUUUUUUUUUUUU
Messenger RNA from Actinia tenebrosa (Australian red waratah sea anemone), 976 nucleotides. RefSeq lists its product as uncharacterized. The record is from RefSeq and is a predicted model, not a curated record. Lineage: Eukaryota; Metazoa; Cnidaria; Anthozoa; Actiniaria; Actiniidae.